This is a messenger RNA of Closterium sp. NIES-65, 2340 nucleotides long. The record is from the annotation of a GenBank genome assembly. NCBI's taxonomy places the organism in Eukaryota, Viridiplantae, Streptophyta, Zygnematophyceae, Desmidiales, Closteriaceae.
AUGCCUCUCUUCCUAACGGAAGAGGAGUUGCAGGCGGUGGAUGGCGAUGUCAGGGCCGUUGCGAGGAAGGCGGAGGAGCAAAUAGGUUCGCUCCUCCGGCAAAUAGAGACGCACAAGGCACAAGCGGAUGCAGCGGAGAUAAACGCGGAGCAGACGUGCUCGCUGAUCGAGCAGAAGUACCUCGCGGUGACGGACGAAAACGCGCAGCUCGAGCGCGAGAAGGGAUUCCUCACCGCGGAUCUCGAUCAGAAAGCCGCCGAGCUCGCGGAAAUUAAGGCGCAGGUUCAUCGCCUGCAGCUGGAGGGGAUUCAGGGGGAUGGCGAGAGGGAGAGGCUGAAAGCGGAGCUGGCGGAGGCGCAGACGGGUCGGCGGGACCUUGUGGACGUGAUCGAGCGGAAGAACCUCGAGAUUGACGAGAAGAACGCGUCGCUCAAAUCGUAUCUGGACAAGAUCGUCUCCCUGACAGAUUCGCGGACUGAGUUGGAGGGUCGGCUGAGGAAGGCCGAGGCAGAGGCGUCCCGCUGCAAGGCCGCCGUUAACCGCCACGUGCAGGAGAAGGAGAUUCUGGAGGAGCACCUGGCGUGGCUGCGGGAGGACGUGGCGGGGAAGGCGGGCGCGCUGCAGGAGGAGAGGCGCGCGCGCGCGGAGGGGGAGGCGGAGCUGCGCAGCAAGCUGCUGGGCGCGGAGCACGAGCGCGACGACCUGCGUGCUGCUGAGGCGCGCGCCCAGGCGCGCGUGGCGGAGCUGCAGGGGAUGGUUGCUCAGCUGCAACAGGAGGUGAAGAAGCGAGCAGAGGAGGAGGCGCUUCACGAGAGCCAGCUGGCGGCCGAACUGGAGACUGGGAAGAAGCUGGUGGAGCUGUACAAGGAGAGUGCAGCGGAGGCGGGUGAAAUGAAUGCGAAGAAGCUGGUGGAGCUGUACAAGGAGAGUGCAGCGGAGGCGGGUGAAAUGAAUGCGAAGAAGCUGGUGGAGCUGUACAAGGAGAGUGCAGGGGAGGCAGGCGAACGGGCGGCAGACCUUAAGGGUGUUGUCAAGUCUCUUGAGGAUCAUCUGAAGCAAGUGGAGGACGAGGGCGAGAGUCGGGUCAAGGCAGCGGAGGAGGCAGCAGGGAAGCAGCAGCAGGAGCUGCAGAGGCGCUGUGAUGAGCUGCAGAAGAGUCUUGACGAGGCCAACAAGAAGGCUGCUGCUGCCACUGAGGCAGCUGCCGCUGCAGCAGCAGCUGCUGGCGCUGGUGGCUUGGACCUUGUGCCUGCUGCUCUCCCUGCUGCUGCUGGCCCCAUCCAGCCCCUGGACAGGCAGCUGGCAGCAGUGCUGCAUGGGGGCGGCAGUGUGCCGCCAGCCCUGCCUCAGGGCGUCACGGGCGUGGCGCUCGCGUCAUAUCUCGUCAAGGACGGCUGGACGAUGGCAACGAUGUAUGAGAAGUAUGAGGAGGCAGCAGAUGCAUGGCGCCACGAGAGGCAGCAGCGGCGACAAGCAGAGACCCUGCUCAACAGGGUGUUGAGGGAGAUAGAGCAGAAGGCAGGAAUGGUGCUGGAGGAGCGAGAGCAGCAUGCACGCAUGGCCCGUGCAUACGACGUCAUGCAGGACAAGCUGGCGCUGGCUGCGGAUCAGCAGGCUGCUGUGGAAGCAUCGUUGGCUGAGUGCAGGGCGGAGCUGCGUGCAAGGGAGAGGGACGUGAGCCUGCUGUCCACCGAUGUGGCAGACCUGCAGAGCCAGGUGACGGUGCUCCUAAAGGAGCUGAGGGAUGUGAGCAUGCAGCGUGCCAAUAACGAAGCCACUGCUCCGCCCACCCCGCCACGGCCCUCCUCGUCAGACUUCGUCUCCGUGGAGCAGCUGACCAUCACGGACAUUGGGGGCCUGGUGCAGGCCAACACGUCGCUCCGCCAUGCCCUGAGGAAGCUGCAGGACGACUACAGCACCCUGGAGCCGCGGGUCAAGGCUCGGUUUGAGGAGGAGCUGGAGAGGCGGGCAGCAGCAAACGCCAAGGAGGUGGAGCGGGUGGUGGGCAUGUACAAGGAGCAGGAGGAGCUGGCACAGAGGCACAAGGCUGCUCACGACAUGUUCAAAAUGCUGUAUGACGAGCAACAGCAGCGAGUGAGGGCCCUGGCAUCAGGCACCGCUGCUGCUGCCCCCGGUGCUGCUGGUUCUCCAGCAGCCAAGGGAGUGCUUGCCGUGCCCAUGCUCUCCUCCCCUCCCCCUGAUGGUGAGUUGAUUCGUGUGAGGUCCGGACUACAAGACUCUCUACACAGCAACGCAGGUACCCCACAGCCCAUCAUCUCACUCUCCUGCUUCCUUGUCUCGGUGUCUCUGCUCCCCUCCCUCCGUUCCUCAUUGUUCUAG